CGUCAAUAAUAUUGACCUCGUGUGCAGACUAGUCCUCGUGUCUUCCUUUGAAGAUAUAUGUCCGUUGAGCAGUCUGUGUCAUCGAACCCCAUAGAUCCCAAAUCAUUCUACAGAGCAUCGUCUCGAGCUUCCGCAUCCGAGGCCGAGUUAUCAACCCUCACUGCGAUCACUACUUCUCCCGAAAGCACCCCACAACUUCUUUAUCCUUCCACCGCCGAGACUGAGGGGCAGACAAAGACAAAGCGCAUCGUAGAAGUUGUCGUCCCGCGUCUUACAGACGAACAACGCGAGAACGCCAAACGUAUCGGCGAUAUCUUAUUGGAAUCGGACGACGAGGCGUACUUAGAGAGUGCGAUAGAAAAAGUAGUUGGAGAGUAUACCGAGGGACAGUUUGAGUGGUACUACGCUAGGGUCAAGUCGGGAAGCAUCCACAGAUACUCCCAAAAACGCCUCGAGAAGCACUUUCCGCAUCUCGUUGCUACUUAUUUGCGCCGCAAGGAGAAAGGAGAUUUUGCCCAUUUCGACCCGUCGAGCCGCGCAAUACACGAAGACUCUCGUAUCAAGAUGACAAUCAGCCUCGGCAAGUUAACGCGCAAGGCGAAAGGCGGACGUGAAUCCAGCCCAAUAGUCAUUCCUGACAGCGAAGAAGAAGAGGAGGAAUGGGAGAAGGACGUUCCGGAGGCGUCUGACCCUGUUGACGACGAUGAAGAUAUGGAGGAUGACAGGGACGAUGCGUAUGAAGAAGAGGAAGAGGGGCCCGUUCGUAGGAGCACGAGGGCGGCGGCUGGACUUGCCAAUUUGCGCAACAAGAAGUCAGCGCAGGAGUUGCCCUUCAGUCCGAGACGGCGUAAUCCAGGAAGGACGAUCAGGGCGGUUGAUUCGGAUGAUGAGGACGAGAGCGAAGAGGGCACCCCAACUCCGGCAGCGAGCACCAGAAGGUCUACUCGUGCUCGGAAGACCACUCGAGCGAAUGUGGCGGACGAAGAUUACGAAAUGGACGAGGAGGGUGAAGAGAGCGAGGAGUAUGGGUCGUACAAACCGCGUGCCCAGCCGCCGAAGAAGAAGAAGAUCGUGCGCGGCAGAGCUUCGCGCGCUGCCUAUGGUAAUUUUCGACAAGUCAUCGAGCUCAGUUUCGAUCGAGAGGAAGACCCGGAAACAGUACAUCUUCGCGCUCACCGCGACGCUUGCCAGAAAUGCCAUCGGGGCCCGGCGAAUGUGCUCAUCGAGAAGGCGCAGAAACGGAACCAGCAACGAAAGAGAAAGGGUAGCUCCAAGAGGAAGAAGAGGGACGAGGAUGAAGAGGAUAGUGAUAAUGAGGAACAGUUGGCCGAGCUGGGUGGCUGGGUGAGAUGUCUGAAGUGUCCCGUGUCCGCUCAUUGGCGCUGCUUGGCGAGUACACAGCAAAUGGAAAUUCUGAAGGCUGCUCAAGAACGCGAUUGGGAAGAAGCAAAGCGGGCUAGACAUGACAAUGGUGGCCCCUCUGACGGUGCUCAGCCGUUUGUUCCUAAACCUCGAAAGCGUGACGGCCUUGAUGCAUAUCAAACGACGGAGUUCAUCUGCUCGGCGUGCAUGAAGGGAGGUGUCUGCAUGAACUGUCUGGAUGUCGUUUUGGAACCGGAAGCUCUACCUGGAGUACAGAGCGAUCAAAAGCAGGCUUCCGAUAUCCCGAGUUCUUCUCGUCCAGGCUCGAGUGCACCAGAGCAGGCGAACGAGGCCAACAAUGAGCUUCUGUUCCGUUGUCAAACCUGCAAACGCCUAUCUCAUUAUGCUCACCUCCCUGUCCCUGAGGGCAUGGAUCUCGACCCAGACAACGACGAAGACAAAGCGCUACUAGCCCAAUACUAUCAGAAGGAGAACAACUGGUUAUGUUCAGACUGCAUUUCAUACAUUCACAUCGUCGACAAAAUCCUCGCGUGGCGGCCGUACCCUGCGAACGCCACUGAGUCUCCACGAGCCCCCGGCGAAGUACCCGAUCCCAAGAGACAACUUCCUCGCGAAUACUUAGUGAAGUGGCAGGAUCGUAGCUACCGACGCGUGGAAUGGGUUCCGCACGGGUGGUUGGCGGCGAAGUACAUGUCUCGGUUGAGGAAUUUCCUGGCCGGUAAGGCUCCGGUGGGAUUCUUGCUCAAGCAGGCCGUGAAGGAGGAAGAGGAAGCGAACGCGAGUGCUGAAGGUGGUGUCGGUGGCGCAGGAGAAGAUGAGGAUUCGAUGGCCCGUCUCGAGGAUGAGGAUUCGUAUUCCAUGGAUCCGAAACCAGAUGCAGACCGCCGUAUACCUCCUGCCUGGAAGACUGUCGACCGCGUUUUGGACGUCGUCAUGUGGUGUCCUCACAAGGCCAGAAAGAAGAAGACGAUCUCGGUGGGCAAAGGUAAGAAGAGGAGUAGGAUCAUCACUGAUGACGAAGAGUCUAUGGAUGAGUUCGCGAAGACGGAUUGGGAAAGGGCUUUCAAGUAUGGCGAACAACCGGAUUCUCGGUACACCGAAACACUUGAUGAAUGGUUAGAGAGGGAGGGUACUUUCCUGACGGAAGACGAUAUCGAGCAUGUCGUUUAUGCGUUCAUCAAAUGGGACGAUCUAGGCUACGACGAAGCUACAUGGGAUUCACCUCCUCGGAAAGGAGAACCAGGCUAUUCUGCCUUCCAGUCCGCAUUCACACGAUUAGUCCAGUCUCAGCACGUCUCUAUAAACAAACUGUCCAGGGCUGGGUAUGCCGAAUACGAUGCCCGACGGAAAGGCGAGUACCGACGAAAGUUUGCCUUGAAGGAUGACAUGCAACCGGACUUGGGGCAGAGUCCCGAUCUGAAGCUUAUGGACUUUCAGAUCGACGGUUUCAAUUGGUUGUGCAAUAACUGGUACAACCUGCAGCCAUGUAUCCUUGCGGACGAUAUGGGUUUGGGCAAGACAGUCCAGAUUGCAACCUUCGUCGGCAAGAUCGCCAAACAAUGGAGCGCGUACCCCGUUCUUGUCGUUGUCCCGAACUCUACGAUCACGAAUUGGUUGCGCGAGUUCGCUCGAUGGGCGCCGGGGCUCCGGGUGGUUCCUUUUUAUGGCGAAGCGAAGGGUCGUGAAAUCAUCAAACGGUACGAGUUGCGACACUCGCAGCCGACUGCUGGUACUUCCGGUCUCAAGUUCCAUGUCCUCGUCACCACGUAUGACAACGUGAGCGGCUCCAAGGAUUUUACCUCGGUCUUCAAGAACGUUGAUCGAUGGGAAGCCUUGAUCGUCGAUGAGGGCCAGCGGCUCAAAAACGACGGCAGUCUCCUUUUCAAGAAGUUGAAUGAGCUCAACACUAUCCAUCGCAUAAUCAUGACAGGGACUCCUCUGAACAACAACAUGCGUGAACUGUUCAAUCUCAUGAACUUCCUCGACCCAGACCAAUGGAAUGAUCUUGCUGCGCUCGAGAAGGAAUACGAUCAAGAAAACCUAAACGAAGAAUCGGUGAAGGCCCUACAUGAGAGGUUACGUCCGUAUUUCCUGAGACGGGUCAAGGCCGAGGUGUUGAAGCUGCCGCCUAAGAACGAGGUCAUCGUCCCGUUGUCCCUCACUCCUUUACAGAAAGAGCUGUACAAAUCCGUCCUCAGCAAGAACGUCACCCUCCUCACCAGUUUAACGCGUUCGCUCGGACAAUCUGUCAAGGGAGCAUCAAACAAGUCGAACAUAACGAACAUUCUCAUGGAGUUGCGAAAGUGUAUUCAGCAUCCCUACCUUCUCUCCCCUGAUAUCGAACCCAGAGGACUAAACCAGCAGGAGACACAUAAGCGUUUAAUCGCUGCUAGUGCCAAACUUCGUCUGCUGGAGGUCCUUUUGCCGAAGCUGAAGGCGCGUGGCCAUCGGGUGCUCUUGUUCAGUCAAUUCGUCAUUGCUUUGGACAUCAUCGAAGACUUCAUAAAUGGGGAAGGGUUCAAGUAUCUGCGACUGGACGGGAAUACGAAGCAGGCCGAUCGCCAGAAGGGCAUGGACGAGUUCAACCGUCCGAACUCUGAUGUAUUCAUCUACCUCCUCUCUACACGAGCUGGUGGCGUCGGAAUCAAUCUCUGGAGUGCGGAUACUGUAAUCAUCUUCGAUCCAGAUUUCAACCCCCAUCAGGAUCUUCAAGCUAUCGCACGGUCUCAUCGAUACGGACAAACGAAACCAUGCCUCGUCUUCAAGUUGAUGGCCAAGGACACAGCUGAAGAGCGAAUCGUACAGAACGGCAAGAAAAAGCUCAUACUCGACCACGUUAUUGUGCAGAAGAUGGACGACAAGGAAACCGGCGAAGACGUCUCUUCCAUCUUAACCCACGGCGCUCGAGCUCUUUUCGAAGAAGGGGAGGGAGCCAAAGACAUAACGUAUUCCGAAAAUGAUGUCGAUAACCUGAUCACCAAGACCGAGAGCGAAACCACUCAGGAGGAGCAGGGUUCAUCGGCUAUGACCUUCUCGUUCGCGAAGGUCUGGGCUGCUGAUAAGGAUGGUUUGGAAGAGAUGGCGGAUGAGGAGGCCGAUACUGAACAAGCAGACUCGUGGGCCCAAACCCUCAAACGCAUCGAAGACGAGCGCGCUAAGCUGCAAGCCAUGGACGUCACCAUUGGUGGUCGCCCCGCUCGUCGUGCAGCGGCAAUGGCCGUGAAGCCUCAGCAAUCUAUCGACCUCGGGGACACGCCCAAGAAGAAGACUAACGGUCAGAAGCGCAAACGGUCGAAGUCGACAAUAUCUGACGAGUCAGAGGGCUUCAAGGGCUCUGUGGCGUCUGCAAUUUCCGAUGGCGAUACGACCGAUUCGGGCGUGGUCGACGAGUUCAUUCCAAGGACGAAGAAGGCGGCAAGGCCGUCGACUGAUACAGCAAGCCCUCAUCCAGUAGUUCAAGGCUCGAAUAUUCCAGGCGAGGAAGCUUUCUGCAGCAUAUGCAAUAGCGUUCAUUCCGGGCCUUGUAACAUGACAGACAGCCCGGAGAACUUGGCUGCGUAUCGACUGGCUUUGUUAACGACGGCGGACAACGAACCUAUCGAAGAGAAGCGGGAGGCCAUCGCUCUUAUCGAAACCGUUCUCAGAGACCGUGGAGAGCUUCACCUUAUAGACGGACAACCCCUUCACCUCGUCGAAAGGCCACCGCCGGCAACAGUUUCAGUCAAACAGUCAAAGGAAACAUCAAUGCUGCAUCCACGUCCUAGCGCUCAACCACCUGUGGCACCUGCCGCGUCGUCUUCCAAAUCAGCUCCCGGAAUGCAUGUCCCUGCUCCCGAUGGCAGUUCUUCGUCUUCAGCUGCCGCACGUCCAGCGCCAAGUUUCAUGGGUAGAUUCCGAGCCGACCUCUCCGCGAAGCCCUCCAAACCGAAGCCCAAGCCGAAGCCCGCGCUUAGCGCUAGCGCACCUGUGCAGAAGGGAGUCAAUGGAAUGGUGUCUAAUGCUGCUGCGUCAAGCUCUUCCACUGCCGGCCGCCCACAACCACUAUCCUCGUCAGCCAAUGCCUUGAAGUCUCAGAUGACUCCCGUCUCGAAAGCCACACCUUCGAAGCCAACGGUUUCUAAACAGUCGACGCUGAACGCUCUAAACGGAAGUAGACCUUCAACGGCGUCUAAGUUGCCUUCCGCUACACCGAACGUGCCAUCAUCUUCGAGCGCUGGCCUGGCUGGUAUGAAGCGUCCUGUGGCGCCGAGUACGGCUGAUGAACCCAAUCCUUCCAAGAAAGCAAAGAGCAGCCCUUUGAAGGAAGGCUGUGCCGUCUGUGGUCGAGAGUUCCACUUACUGAAGGACUGCCCCAUCGUCGCCGCUGGGCCGAAGAGUAUAUCCCAAGCGAUCCAAUCAAUGGAGGCCCAACCAAGGCAUACGAAGACAGUUCAGACACUGCGUGGGCUCUUACAGCAGCAGAAACGGCGGGAACUCGCGAACUCUGGAGGAAUGUAACUUAUAAACGUAACUUCUAUAGUCUCUUGUACCUCAUUAAUACCACAUCCGUUCUUGUUGUGUUCCGG
Molecule: messenger RNA, 5948 nt
Organism: Stereum hirsutum FP-91666 SS1
Lineage: Eukaryota; Fungi; Basidiomycota; Agaricomycetes; Russulales; Stereaceae
Exons: 24
Coding region: 58-5880 (1940 amino acids)
Biological process (GO): chromatin remodeling; negative regulation of transcription by RNA polymerase II
Cellular component (GO): nucleus; chromatin
Molecular function (GO): ATP binding; DNA binding; histone binding
Source: RefSeq, a predicted model, not a curated record